UUUAGAGGCAGCAGGCAGAGGUGCUGUUAGAGGUAAGGCGGAGAAAAGGCGCGGGACGGAAACGGUGAGUCAGGUAGUCUCGGUGAGUCAGGUAGUCUCGAUACUAUAAAGGGAUACCGCAUCACGGCGUAGGUGUGAGUUGAGGAAGUGCGGCCCGUGCCGCAGUCCGUUGUGGUCACCGCGGUCUCCGAGUCGCGGAGGAACGGUAGGAGGAGCGAGCGGGCGCCCACAGCCGUUCAGCCCUCGGCGUCCCGCCGCCAUCUCCAUCAUGCAGUCUAGGGAAGAAACCCCGCGUCCUCGCCGCCUCGCCAGUCCCCGCGGUGGGAGACGGCCCAAGAGGAUUUCCAAGCCCUCCGUGUCAGCUUUUUUCACGGGCCCAGAGGAGUUAAAGGACACAGCCCAUUCCGCAGCCCUGCUGGCACAGCUCAAGUCCUUCUACGACGCGCGACUGCUGUGCGAUGUGACCAUUGAGGUGGUGACGCCCGGCAGCGGGCCCGGCACUGGUCGCCUCUUUUCCUGCAACCGCAACGUGCUGGCCGCCGCGUGCCCCUACUUCAAGAGCAUGUUCACAGGGGGCAUGUACGAGAGCCAGCAAGCGAGCGUGACCAUGCAUGACGUGGAUGCCGAGUCCUUCGAGGUGUUGGUGGACUACUGCUACACGGGCCGCGUGUCCCUGAGCGAGGCCAACGUGCAGCGGCUGUAUGCGGCCUCAGACAUGCUUCAGCUCGAGUAUGUACGCGAAGCCUGUGCUUCUUUCUUGGCUCGCCGCCUGGACCUGGCCAACUGCACUGCCAUCCUCAAGUUUGCUGAUGCCUUUGACCAUCACAAGCUGCGAUCUCAGGCCCAGUCGUUUAUAGCUCACAACUUCAAGCAGUUGAGCAGGAUGGGUUCCGUGCGUGAGGAGACUCUAGCAGAUCUGACCCUGGUCCAGCUGCUGGCCAUCCUGCGGCUGGACAGUUUGGACAUAGAGAGUGAGAGGACCGUGUGCCAUGUGGCUGUGCAGUGGCUGGAGGCUUCUCCCAAAGAUCGAGGGCCCAGCGCUGUGGAAGUCUUCAGGUGUGUUCGCUGGGCACACUUCACUGAAAAAGAUCGGGACUACCUGGAAGGGCUGCUGACCAAGCCCAUUGUGAAGAAGUACUGUCUGGACGUUAUUGAAGGAGCCCUGCAGAUUCGCUAUGGUGACAUGUUGUACAAGUCCCUAGUGCCAAAGCCAAACAACAGCAGCAGCAGCAGCAGCUCUAUUGUAUCUGUGGCUGAAAAUCCACCUCAGAGAUUAGGUAUGUGCGCCAAGGAGAUGGUGAUUUUCUUUGGGCAUCCCAGAGAUCCUUUUCUCUGCUAUGACCCAUACUCAGGGGACAUUUAUACAAUGCCUUCACCUUUGACCACUUUGGCUCACACUAAGACUAUCACCUCCUCAGCUGUUUGUGUCUCCCCAGACCAUGACAUCUAUUUAGCUGCCCAGCCCAGGAAAGACCUGUGGUUGUAUAAACCAGCCCAAAAUAGCUGGCAGCAACUGGCUGACCGUUUGCUGUGUCGUGAGGGCAUGGAUGUGGCAUAUCUCAAUGGCUAUAUUUACAUUUUGGGUGGUCGAGACCCUAUUACUGGAGUUAAGUUGAAGGAAGUGGAAUGCUACAGUGUUCAGAGGAACCAGUGGGCUCUGGUGGCUCCUGUACCUCAUUCCUUUUAUUCCUUUGAACUAAUAGUGGUUCAGAACUAUCUUUAUGCUGUCAACAGUAAGCGCAUGCUCUGCUAUGAUCCUAGUCAUAAUAUGUGGCUGAACUGUGCAUCUCUUAAGCGAAGUGAAUUUCAGGAAGCCUGUGUCUUCAAUGAUGAGAUCUAUUGUAUUUGUGACAUCCCAGUCAUGAAGGUCUACAACCCAGCUAGGGGAGAAUGGAGACGGAUUAGUAAUAUUCCUUUAGACUCAGAGACGCACAACUACCAGAUUGUCAAUCAUGACCAAAAGUUACUGCUUAUUACUUCUACCACCCCACAAUGGAAGAAGAACCGGGUGACUGUGUAUGAAUAUGAUACUAGGGAAGACCAGUGGAUUAAUAUAGGUACCAUGUUAGGCCUUUUGCAGUUUGACUCUGGCUUCAUUUGCCUCUGUGCUCGAGUUUAUCCUUCCUGUCUUGAGCCUGGGCAGAGUUUCAUCACUGAAGAAGAUGAUGCACGAAGUGAGUCUAGUACUGAAUGGGACUUAGAUGGAUUCAGUGAGCUGGACUCUGAGUCAGGAAGUUCCAGUUCUUUUUCUGAUGAUGAAGUCUGGGUACAGGUAGCACCUCAGCGUAAUGUGCCUGAUCAACAGCAAGGUUCUUUGUAAAGAUUUUGAAAUACUAUGAUGUUUCUACUGCUGUAUGGAAUGUGUCUUUAAAAGAUAUUCUUUUUCCUGGGGAAAAAAGACCAGUUGAUUAGGAGUGUAGAUUUUGUUUAAAAAAGGGUAAUAUUUUGAAAUACUAAUAUAAUGUACAAAGUUUAAGUGGUCUCUAACAUCAACCCGUUUAAUAGUUUACUAUGCUAAAAGUCUAAAAAUAUGGAAAAAAUGAACUACGUAAUUGAUUAGGAUGCUUGGUGGGUUUUUUCUUUUUGAUUAGUUAGCAUGUUUAUGUUUUGAUUGUCCUAAUGUAGUCUGUUAAUUUUUAAAUUCUGUUUAGUGCCAUGGAGAAUUUGACUUAAAUUUGUGCGAUAAUAAACUGGGAAUUGUUGAUAGGAUUAUGAAGGUGUAUAUUUUCCUUCAGAAUAAUGAAAAUAGAUUUACAAAAUUCCUGGUUUUUAGUAUUCUAAGUUAAAUAUAGUUUGUUAAAAUUCAGUUUGCUUUUAUUUCUACAAAAAUUUGGAUACAUGUAUUAAGAUUACUUAAUAGUGACUUUAUUUUGAUAAUGUAUGACUGGCCUUACAAGGUCACAUCAAUUUUUUAAAAAUCAGGAUUCCAUUGUUUUAAAGGAAUUUCAGUUUUUGGCAUAUAAAAUAUGUAUUUGCUAAAUGUAAUCAGUUUUUCUGUUUUGAAAAAAAUCCAUUCUAAUAGUGUCACCAAUUUUAAGCACCUUUCUAAACUAAAAACCAAAUGAACUUGCUUUGUAUAAGUUCAUAUUGAUCUGUACCUGAUACAUCCUUCAUUGACUCAGACGAACAACCCUUUUUUUCACUACACAUAUACAGUAGACCCUUGACUUACAAACUCAAUUCAUUCUCAAGGGCUGGUUGUAACUCAAGUUGAUCAAGUAAAGGAUCAGGCUCCUCUACACAGCCUUCAAAGUCUGUAUACAGGCAGAUCUCAAUGUCCUUAGACAUUGGCCCAGGAUUUCUCAACCCCACUCAAGAAAGGAUGUUGUAAUGUUCCUUCCAGAACUCUUUAAGGGUUAAACCUAUAUCUGAGAACAUCUGGAAUCAUAAGCAGCCAGCAUUCAGGUCUUAACUCAAGACUUUGGUUGUAAGUUAAAACUAAAAUUCUGGUCAUAAUUCAAGUUGUUCAUAUAUCAGGCCUGUCAUAACUCAAGGGUCCACUGUAAUUAGGUAAUAAAAAUCUUUAUCCACUGGUCAUGCCUUGUCUUAAAGUUUACUUGCUCCUCUAAAGUAUUUUGGGUAUAUAGGCUUAGUGUUCAUCUUAGAUUCUUUAGCAGGAAGUGAUUUAUUCUUUACUGUUUUAGUGAAGUUGUUUUUUGGAAAUAUAAGCUAAAAACUAUAUUUUAUUGAGAUUAUUAGUUACAGUGGCUACCAACUCUAAGAUGAAGUGCCCUCAGAGAACUUUAAAACUUUAAGCUGUGUAUAGAAACUGUCGUGUAACAUUGAAACAUUGUCAGUUUUAUAAGUUACUAUAAAUGUUUUUGAUUAUCAGCUCACAGGUAUUUUUCUAUAAAAAGUUGACAAUUAAAGGUCAUAAGUGGAUAAUGGCAUUUGGGAACGAUGUGAAAAUACGUUUCCUCAAAAAUAUUACCCUAAGCAGUGUUUGUAUCUGUUUUGUGUUUGUCUAUGAAAUAUAUUCCAGUCUUUGUUUCUUUCUCCAUAUGUAAGGGAAAGUCCUGAAAUAGAGACUAAAUUAUACAAAGCUGACAGUUAAAUACAAGGUAAUAAUAUAGGUGCUUCCCUUUCAAAGGUUUAUUAAUAUAUAUGGUUGUCAUAAUGCAUGUACCUGGUAAACAGUGUACAUAUACAUAUACAGAUGUUUAUGGUGUAUAAAGUUUUCUAUACCUACAUAGAACUAUCUUCGUGAAUCUUUGUUCAGUAACAUGCUAAUUCCUUUUUAUUCUUUAGUGACAGAAUGCUAAUAUUCCUUAUACUCUAGCAGAGGAUAGAGGAAUCUGGUCCAGAUGGUGAAGUGAAUUUUUGAAUGAAAAAGAGGAAAGAAAAAAAGAUAAUAAAAAAAUUGCAACAAAUAAUGUUUUCUUCAUAAUUUUUAUUGGCCACUUGAAGAGCCUACAUUAUUUCUAGACAAAUAAGGUGCCUGCCCUAGCACUACGUAUUCCUUCAAAAGAGUAGACAUGCUACUGUGGCGUGAGGUUGGUUUUUGUUCGAUCUGCUACCAGGGAUAUUAUAAGCACUGCUUUUAAUAUAAACAGGUAUUUCUCAAAGGUGUUACAUAUGGACCAACUUUUUCUUCAUUAACUUCCAUUGUUAACUUAUAUUCUGUAAGGUUUAACCGUAACAAUGUUUAUCUCAACCAGGUUAUUUAUCUGCACAAUUAAGGUAUGUAACUAAUGUAAAAAAGACAAAUCCUUCAAUUUGUCAUUCUCAAUGUUUGAGUUAAAGCCUAGGCUAAAUAUUAUGUUGGUUUGCAGUGAAUUUUUCUUGGGAGGAUUUUGGUUUUGUGAUAUAUUUGUGAAUUAGGGAAUAGAUGUUAAAUAUUAUUUUAUAGAUAAGUGAUUUGUACAUGGUUAGUUACAAAUAAAACUGAUACUAAAUCCCAGGCUUCCUGGCUUUCUAAUUCAGUGGUUCUGCUAAAUAUAUAAAACCUUUGCCUGUGUAACAUAACCAGGAGUGCUGAAAUCCCUUCUUGACAAGAAAGUACCCUUGUCUCAGUUUUCCAAUUAAUCAGCACAUCUUGUAGCAAAUGCUUAAUAUAAUGUCAUUUCCAAUGCAGUCAUUUGUAUUUUUUAGAAUAUCUCCUGUAGUUGUUUGGGUAUCUGAAUCAUAAUUGAGAAUAUGAUGAGAGUUUGAAUCAUUCCCCAGGAAAAUAUGCAUUUAUAUUUGCUGGUUUCAAGGAAGUUCAUCCACACACCCAAGUUAAGAACACUUGUGACCAAAAAAAAAAAGAACAGUUGUGACAGAGCCUUAACACCUCUACAGGAAGGAAUUCAUAUUUUUCAUGAGAUGUAGUUCACUUGUUGACUGGCGGGGGGCGGGCGGGGGCAAAGCAGCAUACUCCUGUAAUAGAGCUAAAGAAAUAAAUGUUCACCAUCUGAAAGAUGUAAAAAUUAAUGACUACUUUAGAACAAAAAGACAUUUCUGAAAUUCAAGUUUCUUCAUGAUAAUAUAAUAUUUAAGUUACUGAAUGUAAAAGAUUUAAAGGAAGAAUAAAAUGAGCUAUGUAUAUAAAUUAUAGGCUUUGGAGCUUAAGUAUUAUACAUAUUUAAAUGGUACAGUUAUUGUCCAAGAAGGCUGUAUGUAUAUAUCGAAUUUUAAAGUAAAAUAAAUAGUUCAGAUGUUUGAUACUGUGGCUGCUUAUUAGAAAUAUAUAUAAGUGGCAAAAGUUCUUUAAUACUUAGCAAGAAAACAUGGUUGUAAGAGGGCAUCUAACCAAGAGGAAUCUAUUUAAAAUGUGUUUUAAAAAAAAAAAUGUCAAAUGUAGGGAACAGGGAAAGGGGAUGUUAGUCGAUCUCCUGUAGUGAGUCGUAGUCUCUGAGCCACGACAGCACAAAUAAAAUUAAUAUAGACAGAAAUGAGACAGAAAAAGCUGAGCUUCAGGUCUGAUCAGUGCUGCUCUGGGCAGCAAAGAGGAAAGACUCCAAGCUUGCCACACCUUUAUAUUCCCUACAUCAGGGAGUAACACAUGAUUCAGAGAGCAGGUGAUAAUCCUGAACAAUGAGGAAUUUAUGUAGAUGAAGAUUUUCUUCCUCCCCAGGAGAAAUGAGAUAGAAAAAGCUGAGCUUUGGGUCUGAUCAGUGCUACUCUGGGCACCGAAGAGGAAAGAUUCCAAGUUUGCCACACCUCUGUAUUCCCUACAUCAGGAAGUAACAUGAUUCAGAGGGCAAGUGAUAAUCCUAGAACAAUGAGGAAUUUAUGUAGAUGAAGAUUUUGUUCCUCCCCAGUGUGUUUUCAACUGGUGUAAUCCUGCUCUGAGGCAUGAAAGCAUCACCACUGAGGUUUUAGCUGUGGCCAGAGGUGAAAGUCGGAGUUCUGUCUCAACAUACCAUAGCUGGUCUAUGGGCAGGAAAACUAGGUCUAAUGAUGAUUUAAUUGUGAAAUGAUUUUCCCCCAAAAUUAUGUAGAAUUACUUGACAUUUGCUCAUCGGUGCUCAUUAAACUAGAAAUCAAUGCUUUGCCUGAUGUCAUUUUUACUAAUUUAUGCUGAAA
Molecule: messenger RNA, 6507 nt
Organism: Heterocephalus glaber (naked mole-rat)
Lineage: Eukaryota; Metazoa; Chordata; Mammalia; Rodentia; Bathyergidae
Gene: Kbtbd7
Product: kelch repeat and BTB domain containing 7
Molecular function (GO): protein binding
Source: RefSeq, a predicted model, not a curated record